Molecule: messenger RNA, 1699 nt
Organism: Ipomoea nil (Japanese morning glory)
Lineage: Eukaryota; Viridiplantae; Streptophyta; Magnoliopsida; Solanales; Convolvulaceae
Product: UPF0481 protein At3g47200-like
Exons: 4
Coding region: 136-1563 (475 amino acids)
Source: RefSeq, a predicted model, not a curated record
ACCAUAUGAACUUGGAAUUUGUCACUAUAAGUAACAGAGAGUCGAGAGAUAUUAUUAUCAACUUGCACUCCGAUAACAUUAACCUCAAUCUCCCAAUCCCAGCAAGGCUCUUCAGAUAAUAUCAGAUCAGGUGGGAUGGCAGAUGAGUCUUUUGACCUUUCUAUGAGUGUCGACCGACUGGCCCCUUUUGGACUGAGUGACACUGGAAAGGAGCAGGAGGAGCGAUAUGAGGUUACUUUGGACAUAGGCGACUUAAAUGAUCAAACGAGCAACAAAGGAAUUGAUGAUGGAAAGGAAAUAGAAAUAUCAGCUGCUUAUCAAGAAUAUCCAUUGAAGCGCAACUUCUAUAAACCAUCUUUGGUAUCCAUUGGGCCCAAGUACUCUAAAGAAGUUGAUCAAGUUAAGGACAAGGAGUACAAGAAUAUGUAUAUGAAGUCUUUUCUCGAAAGGGCAACGGAACAACCUGAAGAAGAAGAGUAUCGGGAAUACCUUAGGAAUCCAGAUAUGAAAUUGAUGGUCAAAGCCCGAAAUUAUUACAAGGAAAUUGGAAUUACCUAUCCCCAUAACGAUGAAGAGUUGGUAGAAAUGUUGGUGCUUGAUGGUUGCUUUGUGGUUGAGUUUCUUCUGAAAUGCAAGGAAGGCGGCAAUGGUGAUCCUCGCAACAGCGUCGAAGGGAAGAAAGCUCGUGAGGACAUGCUUAUGUUCGAAAAUCAACUCCCUUUUGAGGUCCUCUUUGCCAUUUAUAAGAAAAUGAUUGGCGAUACUGAAGAAAAAAUUCCUAAUUUCAUAAGACUGGUGAAGUUCGCUUUUGCCUCUUUAGCACCGAAGUUUACCAUUAAUAACUUUUAUGAUGACAAUAAACCUCAACAACCCAUGGAUCUACUCCAUGUGGUCUACACUCUUUGUCUUCCGAGAAAUGCCCAAACCCUAAUUUCCCAACCCACAGAAGGGAAAGAAGAAAAUGUGUGGCUAAAAUUAAACCAUAUGAACAGUGCCACAGAGCUUAAAGAGGUUGGAGUUAGGUUUGAGAAGAUUGGGCAAGUCUUCAAUAUGCCAAAGAAAUAUGAAAAAAUCCCACCACUGAAAUAUCGCGGUUGCAAUAGCUUGUUUGAUAUAAGUUUCUAUAACGGGGUAAUGAGCAUACCUUGUUUCAAAGUCGACAACUUCACUGAACUAUUCUUUCGAAACAUGAUCGCCAUGGAGCAACGUUGCGAGAGACUAAACCCCAAAUACUUCACCGAUUAUGCGAGGUUGAUGGACCACUUGGUGGACACCAAUAGAGACGUGAGUUUGCUUCGCAAGAAUGGGAUCAUUCAAAACCUCUUAGGUGAAGAUAGGAAGGUGGCCUAUAUUUUCAACAAUCUCAGUGUUGAGGUAGAUACUUCCACCAACUUCUAUUUUGCAUGGGUGUAUAGGGAUGUGGAUGAGCAUUGUCGCAAUAACUGGUCCUGUUGUUUGAGCCAAACAGGAAGUUAUUAUUACUCUCGCAAUAUAUGGAAAGUGAUUUCUAUUAUCUUGAUUGUUGUCCCCUUGUUGAUUUUGGCAGUUCGUCUAAUGAAGUAACGACUCUAUGUACUUUCAUCAUGAUUUGUGUUUUUGUCCUGAGUUCAUCAACGUUGUACACUCAUGUACUGUUGUUGUUUGCAUUUAUCUGAUUAAACUCGUUGGGUUUGUGGUUGUAUUUUUCUAUUAUUUUGUA